This is a messenger RNA of Hypoxylon fragiforme, 3348 nucleotides long. RefSeq lists its product as uncharacterized. Gene Ontology annotation, cellular component: TRAMP complex; nucleolus. The coding region runs from base 135 to 2645 and encodes 836 amino acids. The record is from RefSeq and is a predicted model, not a curated record. Lineage: Eukaryota; Fungi; Ascomycota; Sordariomycetes; Xylariales; Hypoxylaceae. Gene Ontology annotation, biological process: RNA 3'-end processing. Gene Ontology annotation, molecular function: poly(A) RNA polymerase activity; mRNA binding. The transcript is spliced from 4 exons.
ACGACUUUGUACCCAGCCCGCAUUCCUCGCGCAACGACUAUUUUUUCAUUCUUUCUUCCACUUAUCCCAAGGAUCAGAACAGAGCAUUCAUUCCAAUAUUCGAUCUCGACGACAAAAGCGUUGGUCUGCCCAAGAUGAAUAGAAAUAACUAUCCCGCCUCAUCAUCUGGUCCUCCGCCACCUCAAAGCCAUGAGAGGUACGAUCGACAGCCGCAACCUCCGCAGCCACCGCCGCCCUCAUUUCUUCCUCCACCACCCCCUACAGACCGAUCAUGGAACGAUCAUCAAAGCCAACAAGACCGAAGGAGUGAACACCAAUUUCGUGGCCCCUAUUCUAGCCUGCGUCAGACUCGCUCAGACGACCGCCAUCGAUCCAAUGACGAUUAUCGCGACCGUGACAGCCAUCGGCCUCCUCAAGGUGAUUUUACCUUUCGCGUCGAACGUCCUUCCGGCAUAGAAUCCUACGAUUCAUAUCGUCCCCCAGAGCGAGAUUUUGGAAGAGCAUAUGACGAUGAACGAAGCUCAUCUCAUCGUUUACGUCAUGGCGAGAACGAGAGAUCAGGAGGUCGCGAUACCCGCCCUCGUCGUACUGAUGAUCGUAGACGCCAGCAACGCCAAUAUCCAUCGAACGCCGGUCGGCCCCGCACGGGACGUUAUGAAAAAGUACUGCCAGCUGACCGGCUUCUCCUGCGUAAAAAACAUGAUGACAGUGCAGAACUAAUGCUAGGAAAUACCAUUGGGCGAGCUACUUACCGCGAUGUUGAUGAGCUUUCAGAUAGCGACGAGGCUGCUAUGGACAUCUCGGACAACUCGGACAACUCGGACUCGGAUGCAGACGAGCCUGCAAGAAAGCGUGCGCGCACAUCGGCUGCAACAACUUCAAAGCCAGAACAAGAAGUACCAAGAUGGUCGAAUCCUGACCCAUAUACAGCCCUCCCUCCUCCUGAUGAAAGCACGCGCAAGAAGAAAGAUAUGGUCCAAUUAAUUCGUAAGGCGCGUGUGGAGGCUGAAGCAAAGAAGCCGACGACGCAAACAGAGGGACUGGACUUCAUUUCAUGUGAUUUGAGUGGUGACGAGAAGGACAACAGGUACGACAACAAAAAAAACCCAAGGACUCAAAAUAACCGCAAUGAUUACAAUAAACACAGUGUGAGUCAUGAUGCAGAGGGACAGGAUUGGAGAGGAACGACUAGAAUCGAGAGGUCGCAAGAGUCUAUUAAAAAAGUUGGUGCGGUACAACUUUCAGGCACGAACACGUCUGCACCUUUAUCUACCUCAUCAACUCUCCCACCUAAACCUCCCAUUUCCUUAUCCACUUACGAGGCACACGCUGAAGCUACAUCAACUGGCGCACCAAGUUCAAGCACACAUGGUACAAAUGGUGCAUAUGGUGCAAGCACCAACACCAAUCCCGUUGACCUAACACCUUCUAACAUUUUCGGUUCUCGAAAACGCACAUACGACGAAUCAUUCAAAUUACUACCACAAUCUUCAUCAAAGCCAUCUACAAAGAUGCAUAUCACACCUGGAAAUAUGGUGCCAGAAUGGCGACCUGUCGAUGAUAAUUCGUGCCCUUGGUCAACAACUGAUCAUUCAGAGGUAUCUUCUAUAGCAACACGCCUCCACCUCGAGGUCCUCGAUUUCUACAAAUUUGUGAGCCCCCUCGAUUUUGAGAAUCGAGUUCGGGGGGAUUUAAUUGAGAACCUCCGAAAGCUUGUGAAGGAGAAAUGGUCGGAUGCGGAUAUAUAUCCAUUCGGCUCGUUUACGUCGGGUCUGUAUCUACCGACCUCGGAUAUGGAUAUUGCAGUGUGCUCGCAGAGCUAUUGUGAUUAUCGUCAACCGCGUUAUGACCGGAAGAAGGACCUGUAUAAUUUACGAACCCACCUCCUUUACCAUCGCGCAGCCUACAAUAAUGACAUCAAUGUCAUUGCCAAAGCUAAAGUACCCCUUCUCAAGUAUACCGAUAAGCGAACCGGUUUGAAGGUGGAUAUUUCUUUCGAGAACCUCAGUGGCCAUUAUGCCAUCGAGACGUUCCUCCAGUGGAAGAAACGGUAUCCUGCGAUGCCGAUCCUGGUUUCCAUCAUCAAACAGUUCCUAAUGAUGCGCGGCUUAAACGAGCCGGUCAAUGGUGGCAUUGGCGGUUUCUCCGUCAUCUGUAUGAUUGUCAACUUGUUCAACCAAGUCCCACAAAUCCAAAGUGGUACUAUGGUGCCCGAACAUCAUCUAGGCGAAGUUCUUAUGGAGUUCUUCGAUUACUAUGGCAAUCAUUUCAAGUAUAAGACGGUGGCUAUCUGUCUAAGCCCACCAAUGCUAAUCUCGAAGACCGAUGUUAGAGGAAUCAAUUAUCGCAACUUCGACCGUAUCUCUAUCAUUGACCCUAAUAACCCCGAGAAUGACAUUUCGGGUGGCUCGAGCAACACACCAAUGAUAAUGGCUCAUUUCGCUCAUGCUCACAAGGUUCUCAAAGAGCGCAUGGCGGAACUCUCUAAGAAAAAGGGUCCGCACUCUUUGCACGAUACCCUCCUCGCCCCCCUCUUCGCGGGAAACUAUUCUAUGUUCGAGGGACAACGGAGCAUCCUUGAACACGUGUCAGCCGUCGGCUACGAGGAGUACGAAGUCAAGAAGCGGAGACCUCAGAGAGACUAAGUGCAUGAUCGUGAACUACGUUGCAACUCAUAUUCCGUCAGAGUUCCAAGGUUAUAUCUAUACAACAAAAGCCACACUAAUGGUGAUGCUCUUAGUAGGAGCAUAUAUUCUGGGCAAUUGGUAUGAGGAUUAUAUUGGCACAACCUUGCGAACUUUCCGUUGGAGUCGGCCAAUACCAUACUUGGAAUCAACGGCAGACAUACGAACCGGUUAGGAUUUACAGACACGGCGUUUCUCGGAUGACACGAUGAUACCAUUUUCUUUCCUGUUUCCCGGUCGCUUAGGCGUUUAAAACCAGCCCUCCGUUAGGGUUGGGAUUGGUUUACAAUGUGUAAUUUAGUAGGCUGAGGGCCGACUCGACACAGUUGUGUCGUUGUCGGUCUUCUUGCCCCUUUGUUUCCUAUCCUCUUGUUGAUCCCCAUUCCCCUUACACACCCGCAUCGGCCUAUUGGCCUCUAGCCAAGUGGAAAGGGAUGGAUAAUUCAGACAUUUCUUCUAUACUUUUUAAGACCAUCUCCAGUGGAGAGAUUCCGUGCAUGAUCCAUAAGACUGAUUUUUUUUCUAUCUAAAUCUUUUAACAUUAAAACAGUAGCUAGGUAGGUACAAUCACGCGGCUACUUGGUUGCUAAUAUCUUGCAGGCCUUGGGUUUACUUACAACAAAUUACCGCCUUCUUUUUGAAGAGUGAUAACUGGCCGACCGCC